GCCCUGCCCCUUCCGAGAGUUUGCAGGACGCCUGCGCGUGAGCCCGGCGUGCCCUCUAGGACUUACCCAGAAGGCAGCUCUUCACUCUUAGGACAAAAUGGCUGGCAGACCUGCUGUUUCAGCAUCAAGCAAGUGGCUGGAUGGUUUUCGAAAGUGGUAUUAUAAUGCUGCAGGAUUCAAUAAACUGGGGUUAAUGCGAGAUGAUACAAUACAAGAAACUGAAGAUGUAAAAGAAGCCAUAAGAAGGCUUCCUGAGAACCUUUAUAAUGACAGAAUGUUUCGAAUUAAGAGAGCCCUGGACCUGACUAUGAGGCAUCAGAUCUUGCCUAAGGAACAAUGGACAAAAUAUGAGGAGGACAAAUUCUACCUUGAACCCUAUCUGAAAGAGGUUAUUCGGGAAAGAAAGGAGAGAGAAGAGUGGGCGAAGAAGUGAUCUUGUAGUUAAGAUCUUGGGUGUGCUUGGUCUCGCCAUAUUUUUACAAAGUUAUUUCAACCUGAAUCACAAUUUAAGAAUUACUUGCUCUACCUAUGUCUCAGUUUAAAUAAAUGUCUAUUGUAACCAU
This is a messenger RNA of Mastomys coucha (southern multimammate mouse), 563 nucleotides long. Its product is annotated as cytochrome b-c1 complex subunit 7. The record is from RefSeq and is a predicted model, not a curated record. Gene Ontology annotation, biological process: mitochondrial electron transport, ubiquinol to cytochrome c. The transcript is spliced from 4 exons. Lineage: Eukaryota; Metazoa; Chordata; Mammalia; Rodentia; Muridae. Bases 98 to 433 code for a protein of 111 amino acids.